This is a messenger RNA of Huiozyma naganishii CBS 8797, 1368 nucleotides long. RefSeq names its product Fth1p (gene FTH1). Lineage: Eukaryota; Fungi; Ascomycota; Saccharomycetes; Saccharomycetales; Saccharomycetaceae. The coding region runs from base 1 to 1368 and encodes 455 amino acids. Gene Ontology annotation, molecular function: ferrous iron transmembrane transporter activity. The transcript has a single exon. Gene Ontology annotation, biological process: iron ion transmembrane transport. Gene Ontology annotation, cellular component: plasma membrane; high-affinity iron permease complex; fungal-type vacuole membrane. The record is from RefSeq and is a predicted model, not a curated record.
AUGACUUUCGAAGACUAUUUUUCUUUUCAGAUAUUCUUUAUCUUUCUGAGGGAAUCUCUGGAAAUUGUAGUGAUCAUCUCUAUUCUAUUGACUAUCGUUAGGCAAGGGCUUUCCGUUGGUAAAGAGGAUGAAAAUCAGGGUUCUCCUACCCAUACGGACCCGACACUGGCACUAUCACCUGGUGAAUCCGUCUCCCCUGAGACAGAUCCGAUGCUCCCCAGCGGAUUGACUUUGGAAGAGGAGGAGGAAAUGUUUGAUUUCCCUGAUGCGGGGUGGGACUCUGAACACCAAACAGCCGUUUCGCCCAAGGACGACAACUUGAAGAAGUAUAACAGGUUGAAGUUACAGAUCCUAUCAGGUGGUGUCCUUGGACUGCUUCUAUGUUUGGUCAUAGGGGGUGCCUUUAUUGCUGUAUUUUAUCACAUAGGUUCAGAUCUAUGGCAGCUAAGUGAGCAUUACUAUGAGGGGAUAUUGAGUAUUGUCGCAUCUCUUAUAAUAUCAGUUAUGGGACUGUUCUUUUUGAGGAUGGGGAAACUGAGAGAAAAGUUCAGAGUAAAACUGGGCUCAAUCAUUUACUCUGAAAGCGGGAACAUGUUGCGGGGUCAAGCGGAUAAAACGAUGUCAUUCAGUGGAAGAUAUGCCUUUUUCAUUCUGCCAUUUGUCACUGCUCUUAGAGAAGGGUUGGAAGCUGUUGUGUUUAUUGGAGGUGUUGGUAUUGACCAGCCUUUGACCUCGAUUCCACUAUCUAUGCUUUUAGCGGUGGCAUUGAGCGGUAUAUUCGGCUACUACUUCUACAAAUACUCAAGCUCUCUGUCUUUGAAAAUAUGUUUGGUCGUCACCACCUGUUUCCUGUACCUGAUUUCUUCUGGCCUAUUCUCGAAGGGUGUGUGGCAACUAGAACUACAAGGUUAUGUUAACAAUUGCAACGGCCAGGACAUGACUGAGGUGGGAAAUGGACCCGGUUCAUAUGACAUAUCCAAAUCCGUUUGGCACGUCAACUGUUGUAACGGUGAAAAUGAUGGGGGUUGGAUGCUUCUAACGGCGAUAUUUGGAUGGACCAAUAGUGCCACAUAUGGUUCUGUCAUCAGUUACAACGUAUAUUGGCUGGUCUUUAUUCUUGUAUUGAACAUCCUGAUUGUGGAGGAAAAAUACGGCUACAUUCCGUAUUUGCCAGUUGUCCUACAAAAGAGAAGAAUUUUGAAAAGGAUGAAGAUUGCUAAAGCUUCUCUAGAUCUGAAAAGGAAUAACGGUCCUAUGCUUGCCGCCGUAAGUCAGGACUUCUCCAAUCAAUAUAGAGUAUCAAAGGAUAGCUCGGUGCCACUGAUUCAAGAAGAUGAAACAGGGGAAAACUAUCGUGGAACGGAUUAA